GAGAUAGGAGAGUAGAGUGAUAGGUCACGAUGCUGCCGAGGAUUCACAGCAAAGGAAACUACCAGAAGCAAGCCCAAGGGAAUGCAACAGCGCGGGGAAACACGGCAAGGUCACAUUCGUCGGUACGAACAACAGAUUCUAGCAAGUUCUCCAAGUUGAAGGAAGUGCUGGUGAACAAUUUGCUCAAGGACUAUCACAGAAAGAACAAGAAGGCAGGUAACGACGCGAUCUACCUGAAAGCCGUGGAGGAAGUGGAGAAAAUCCUCACGCAUGGUCGGCUGACAGACAAACAACUCAAGGAUCUCCAGAGAAAAUUCUCUGCGAUGGAUGGAAUUCCAGAAGCAGCGGCCGUCUCUGAUCAUGCUGAGCAAGACUCUUAUCCCAGACGUACUGAAGUAGAUGAGGUCAACAGCUACAGGCCUCAACCUCCUCCUACUGCCAGCACGCAGACGUCUCCAUCGAAGCGAAGGAAGCAGAUUGAUGAGUGGAGCGUGAUGACUCUGUACAAUGAUGUGAAGCAUUACGAGGAGCAGAAGAAAAUGAAAGAGAAAGUCAAGAAUGAGCAGCAGAGGACGCGGGAAGAACUUGCUGCUCAGAUCGAAGAGAGGAAGAAGCAGAAAGCUGCGGUGAAGGAACAAGAAAGAAGGGUUGCUGAUGAGCAGCGAAAGAAGUAUGAAGAGUGGCAACAAGAGAUGAAGCUCAUUGAGAAUGAGAAACUGCAAAAACUCCUUGAGGAGCGCAAGAGAGAGGCCAUUGAGCUGAAGAGGGCUCAGGAUAGGAAGAAGAUGCAGAUAGAAGAGGACAAAAAGAUGAGGGCGAGAGCUACAAUGGAGAAAAGAGCUCAGUAUGAGGCUGUGCUCAAGGAGAACGAGAAAGUUCUGGAGAGGAAGCGGCAGCAGAAGCAAGAGGAGAGGGAGCUCGACGAGAGGCUGUUCCGCGUGCAGAUGGAGAUGGCAGAGCGACAGGCGAGGACAGCCCUUGCUGCAGAGAACGAAAGGGCGCGGAGGGAGCAGGACCGGCAGUUGAGGCUCAAGGCUGCGGAGAGGAUGGGGCAGGAGAUGGAGAACAAGGCGGCAGAGGUGGAGCGCAACAUCGAGGAGCGCGUGCAGAAGGCGCAGGACGAGCAAUACAGGAGGGACAUGGAAAGGGAGCGCAAUGAUCGCCUGCGCCAUGACAGGAUCGUCAAGGAGAACAACGCCUUCUUGCAGAGGCAGAUACAGAUGCAGGAGGAGGAAAAGAUGAGGAGGAAGGAGGAGGAACGCCUGCUGGCGGAAGAGAUGAAGAGGGAAGCGGAGGCUUUCAAGAGGGAGCAGCAAAGGAAUAAGGUGCUAAGACACCAGCAGUGCAUGCAGCAGAAGGCCAUGCUGGACAAGCAAAGAAUGAUGAAAGACUAUUACAACGAGAAUGAAAGUGCCAUGACGGAGAUCGAGCUUCGUCUCAACGCUCCCCUCUUGAAGCAAGUUGUGCAAGAAAAACCUGACCUGCCCGGUGAGCUCGCCUCAAAGAUCAACUUGAACUAGAGGGGAUGUGGAGAUGCAGAGUGGCAAGAGUGGACUUGGAUGUAGAUAUUUGAUAUCCACAUGAUUCAUACGGAGGUGUAACAAACAAUUCUAAUCUGAAGUGAAGGGGCAAAGUGCAAGAAAGGAGUGUGC
This is a messenger RNA of Guillardia theta CCMP2712, 1652 nucleotides long. RefSeq lists its product as hypothetical. The record is from RefSeq and is a predicted model, not a curated record. Bases 30 to 1520 code for a protein of 496 amino acids. The transcript is spliced from 9 exons. NCBI's taxonomy places the organism in Eukaryota, Cryptophyceae, Pyrenomonadales, Geminigeraceae.